AUGAGAACAUUACGGGAAAUACGUAAUGGGAUAUUAGUAGGCGCCCCUGAAGGCCAAUCGAUUUAUCAAGAUGCUUCAGUAGUAACCAAAGGGGGAACGGUGUACAAAUGUCAAAUUGACAGGGAUGAUAUUUGCCAACAAAUACCAUUCGACAGAACCAAUAAUGUUGGUUUCGUGGGAUCUCCGCUGGACGAAAAAAGUGGACAAUGGUUCGGAGCAACACUUAGUACAUCAGGACGCACGGAUGGACCUGUUGUGGCCUGCGCUCCUAGAUACGUUUGGUUUACUAAAGACUUGAAUAGAAAAGAUCCGGUUGGGACGUGUUUUGUAUCUAAUGGUGCAUUCGAUAGCUUCGAAGAAUAUUCACCUUGUAGAACAAGUUCCGUACACCAGCAGAGCCUGGAAAACCGACCGGCGGUAUUUUCAACGCGAGAAGGCAAAGCGCCCGACGACGACUCAUACAUCGGCUACUCCACGGUAGUAGGACACUUCAAACAGGGCGAGGAAUUCGAAGGCAUCGCUGUUGGAAUGCCCAGAGGCAACAAGCUCAAAGGAAAAGUCUUGCUGUUCACUUGGAACCUGCACAACUACAAGAACAUCACGAUCAGCAACCAGAUCGGCUCCUACUUCGGCUACUCCCUCACGGCAGCCGAUGUAAACGGCGACAAAAAACUGAAAACACACUCAUAA
Phyllotreta striolata is the source of this 690-nucleotide messenger RNA. The record is from the annotation of a GenBank genome assembly. Lineage: Eukaryota; Metazoa; Arthropoda; Insecta; Coleoptera; Chrysomelidae.